GGCACGUAGCACAUCCGUCACCAUCAGAAUCGCCACUACCAUGAUGCUUCUCUUGUCAUAACGUUACUUCGAGACGGCGAGGGCGAGUUCCCCCUAUACCAUCUGUUCGUUUCUUUACUCUUCCAGCCUUCUGGCUCUGUCAGAGACGGAAUGUUCGCUCGACAAGUUGCCUCUCGGCACGCGACGCUCUCUACAAUCCCAGUGCAACGAGCUCUCUGCCGACAACUUCGACCGUUCGCGAAACAAACGAGACAAACGAGACGAAUAUCAUUCCUACCAUGGCGCCGACAAAAGUCGCCCUCAGACUUGCCGGUUUAUUUCCCUAAACCCAUCGUUCAACGGCGGUCCUAUGGCCCGAGCCUCCGUCGACGGAUCGGACGAGCCGUCUUCACAACCAUUGUCUUAUAUACCUGCUGGCAAAUAUUUGCCACCGUCGUAUUCGAUCCACUACUCGAUUGGGCUGACGAAGAAUGGGAAGCCUUGUCCGACAAGGAGAAGGAGGAGGUGCAGAACAUGGAGGAGGACGAGCCCAUGUUAUUCCUGCCGUUCCCAUUCACCACCAAGGAGGUCAAGCAGCCGCCGUACCGGGGUUCUGACCCGGAAUGGGAGAUGUUUGUCAAGGUGAACCAGGACACGAAGCUCCAAAAGGAAAUCAAAUUCGGCUUAGCGGAUGAAAUCAAACGAGGAGUUGAGAAAAACCCAGCAUUCGUUCGGCUAUUGGGUGGUGGUGCUAUCAAGGUCAAGAAGCUCUGGUUGGAUAUCAUAUAUCCACCCUCCCCUCCACCGAAGCAUUAUGUGUCUGGUCUCAUCGUUGAUGAGGAGGGCCUCUUCUGGGGCGAUCGACCCAUAGACUCUACCGCGGCAGGCCACUUGGAUAAAGCCAUCUAUCCCAAGGCAGUCGCAUUGACUACAUGGACGUUUAUCAACUUUCUAUUCAAGCAAACAAUGCAGGAUAUCGCCAAAGUCCUGGGCUUGAACAACCCGAACCCUCCCGAACCUACAUGGCAAUCAGUAACUAUAGACCGUCUCAACGGACAGGGGAACGGGUUUGGAAGCUCCGGAAAACAAACAGUACGGAUACUCGGACAAUCUGAAAGGCCUGCCCAGGGACAGUUCCCGACUGGGAGUGGAGACAUCAUCGGCACUCUCUUCGGCGGCGAGACUCAACUGGACCCUCGUGUCCAGGCCGCCAUACAGGCCGCCUCGCUUACAUUUGCUCGGAACUGGAAACCCACAAAAAGCCCUCCUACCCGGGGUUGCAUCAGAGUCGAUGGAGUAGUAGAACUGCGAGGCAAGACUGCUUGCAUGGCCGUGUACGUCCUGGGAUGGUACGACCCCAAGUUGCGCAAGUUCAUGGGCAUCCAGACUGGUCUCAAGCAUCUAGUCCAGAUCAAACAGCGACCAGCGCCCGGCUAAAGAACCAACAAGGUGUACUAGUUCGGAAAUGUGGUAUGGAAGGCAUCGGGGAGAUAUUUCGCAUAACUUUGCGUGGCGCUCGGGACUGGGUUCUGCUUUGAGAUACCAUAGAAUUCAGAAUAUCACGACUUCCA
Ilyonectria robusta is the source of this 1550-nucleotide messenger RNA. RefSeq lists its product as uncharacterized. Lineage: Eukaryota; Fungi; Ascomycota; Sordariomycetes; Hypocreales; Nectriaceae. The coding region runs from base 151 to 1416 and encodes 421 amino acids. The transcript is spliced from 4 exons. The record is from RefSeq and is a predicted model, not a curated record.